Messenger RNA from Penicillium brevicompactum, 1830 nucleotides. Its product is annotated as nucleic acid/nucleotide deaminase domain-containing protein. NCBI's taxonomy places the organism in Eukaryota, Fungi, Ascomycota, Eurotiomycetes, Eurotiales, Aspergillaceae. The record is from RefSeq and is a predicted model, not a curated record. The transcript is spliced from 2 exons. Bases 1 to 1830 code for a protein of 609 amino acids.
AUGUCUCAUGUACUUUGCGCUCAGCUGAUAGCGCUCAAUUUUCUUCUACAUAAGUUCCCCGAAACCAAAAGCCAAAAACGGAAGAGUCAACCUACCUCAUCCAAUAAACAAUACAAAUUGCCAUUCUCGACAGAGCGCGAGUUGGUGGAGAUACUAUCCUAUCUUUCCAAGAGUCGGGAUGGUUCAGAUUACAUCCCAUCGGUCUGCGUGGAGCAAGAUCGGGCUGCUAGUCACUUAAAGGUCCUUCUGGCUGUCAACAAAUGUACCUGGAAUGACGGUGAUGAUAUACUUCGAUCCAUAAAAGCACGAUUUGAAGUCAUUUUCGAUAUUCUUCGUAACGCAGAAUUUGAUCGCCGCGCAAGAUCCACAGAAACCAGAGAGGAAAUCCUUGAAUCAAUCGUUGCAAUGUGCUCCCCAAGAAUUCUUUGUCGGCUACGUCUGACUCCAAGCAAAAGAAAUGGGAUUAGGCCAUCAAUCAAAGAGUUAUUGCAAGUAGCAAUAGAUGGUGUUGGGCGAAUAAGCCCCCAAAAAUUCCGAGAUUCAAGCUUCACCGCCACCUCAUGUCGGUUUAUAUCGCUUUCAAAGGAAGCUGUUCGGCUGGUGAAUAAUUGGCUUAAUCAUCGGGUGCAAUCUCGCCUUACUGAGCUUUUGGGGCUGAUUCGACGUUUGAAUGAAAUACCAAACUUAUCCGAUCUCUUGCACCUUAUUCCGACUGGUUUACAUGGAGUUGUUCAGGAUUCAAACUUUGCAAGCUGCCUCUGCAACAUCAUCAGGAAAGUGUCAAGAUAUCAUGAGGCAGCUAGAAUCUUAUACCACAUCGCCAAAAGACACCCCGUGGUGCGAAAUAUGAAGCUUCAGCUAGCUACCCUCCCCCAAGUGGCAUACGACAGGCUUAAUAGCCCCAGCCACGUCGCGAAACUCGAGGAUUUGGUACCACUGCUAGGCAUCAUUAAUGGUCACCGUUAUGAUGUUUCCCAGAUAUCGCGAUGCAUGGCACCCUCUAAGAUUAAGUUUUCCCAUGAGAUGUUUUCACAAGAAACACAGAAAGCCUUGGAAGAGUCAAAGAUCCACUCCGAAAUACAGCUAAUCGCCUUUUGUGAGAUUGAGUCGUCACCUGAAUUGUUUCCACGUGUCAUUGCGUCAAGCAAAGACGCCUGCUUUCUUUGCAAUGCUUUUAUAAAAACGCAUGGCAAGAUGCACACAUCACGAACCCAUGGGAGAUUAUACCCCGGAUGGAGAUUACCCAAUCUUUUGCAAAUGAAGGGGUUGCAGGAGGAACUCAAUCAAGUGCUUUUGAACCUGGCUCGAAACACUAUAGGUGCGAGAAUUGUUGGUCACAAACAUAUCCAUCCUCAACCCCCUUACGAAAGCACUCUACUGCCACUUUCGCUUUCGCCAACGACAAGAAGUUCUUUCUCUUUACAUCUUUCUUCACGAAAUCUACAGCCCACUGCGGUUGGAGAGCCUAUCGCAAAGAAGCUUUUGUCGUCAACAGAACCUGUGCCUGUGAGCCACAAAAUAGGAUCGGUAGAAGGUUUUCCGUGCAUCCUAUGCACCAGCGAAGAAGCGACUUUUGUUUCCGGCUCCCUUGAAGUCCAUAUUUAUAUGGAAACCACACCAGGCUCAUGUUUGACGCCUCAUUCAAUUAUAUACAGUAUUGAAAGAAUUGACAAUGGUGGAGAUGAGAGACUGCCAGAUGGAUCGCUCGUCAUUGAUCCACUAGGAUUGACAAAGGAAACCCUAUAUGAACUGCCGGUGGAUAAUGCCUUUUACAUUUCUUGCCAAGACGUGACCUUGAAGCUCGAGUCGUUUCCUACAUCUGUUGGUUGA